CCAUAUUAUCCUACACCCUCUAUAUCUAUGAGAUCAAAUCAUGCCUCGACGAUUUCAUAAGAAGUCAAGAAAUGGGUGCAAUCAAUGCAAGGAGCGGCGUGUCAAGUGUGACGAGACACGGCCCCUAUGCAGUGCAUGUACCACUCGGGAACUACCCUGCAUCUAUAGCAUACCUUGUCCUCGAAGACAAUCUGCAACUGAGGCCUCUCCGAAACCAGAUCCCAAACCACGGGCCAAGCCAGUCUUUACAUCACCAAAAUAUGAUGCCCGACAUCUGCUGCUAAUGCACAAAUUCUCAACCGAAACUUAUCAAAGCAUAUGUGGUGACCACUCUGACAUGGAGGAUUGGCAGGUCCUCAUUCCCAAGCUUGCUUUCGAACAUGAAUUUCUCUUGCAUGGCAUCUUUUCCCUCGCCGCGCUUCACAUUGUAGCCACCACCCCGGACUCAGACCAAGUUAUAUCUUACCUAGACACUGCAUUGCAGUGCAAUGAACUUGCCUUUGCCCCCUUUAGAGAGGCUUUGGCCAAUCUGACCCCUCUCAACUGCGACGCCGUCUUUGCCCAAUCAGCGAUCGUUACUAUCAUUGGCAUAGCACUCCCUCGGCUGAACGCUCAGCAUCGCGGCGAAUCCUUCAGCAUGAUCGAAACUAUGAUGACGGUUUUUGAGCUGUUACAGGGGGCAAGUAAGAUCUUACAAAUUAGCAAACCAUGGCGACAGGCAAGCAUCUUCUCCAAAUACGACUGGAGAGAUAAUACCGCGCUGGAUCCCGACAUGGCCAAUGCGAUCACACAACUGCGAAUGCUGAAUAGCUCAAUCGAAAACACAGACUCGGCACAACAUAGCAUCAACCAGGAAGCCAUCGACUCCCUACAAGACUCCUUUGCCAAAUUCACCCAUGCGCCGCAUCCUGCACCUAUCCUGGCUUGGCUCACCUACGCCAAGAGGGAAUUUGUGGAUGGGUUGCGCGCACGUCAGCCAUUCCAAUUGUUAAUCCUCAUGAACUGGGCAGUUUUAUUGAAUGAAUUAGGAGCCCAUUUCUGGUGGGCUAAGGGCUGCGGGGAGGAACUGGUCGCUGAGUUAAUGAGUGAGCUGAAGGACCAGAAUGAGAAGUGGAAAUCGGCAUUGCAGUGGCCGCAGCAAAGGGUUGGAAUAUGA
Penicillium samsonianum is the source of this 1156-nucleotide messenger RNA. Its product is annotated as Zn(II)2Cys6 transcription factor domain-containing protein. The record is from RefSeq and is a predicted model, not a curated record. The transcript has 2 exons. Gene Ontology annotation, molecular function: DNA-binding transcription activator activity, RNA polymerase II-specific; zinc ion binding. The coding region runs from base 41 to 1156 and encodes 371 amino acids. NCBI's taxonomy places the organism in Eukaryota, Fungi, Ascomycota, Eurotiomycetes, Eurotiales, Aspergillaceae. Gene Ontology annotation, biological process: regulation of transcription by RNA polymerase II.